Haliotis rufescens (red abalone) is the source of this 1720-nucleotide messenger RNA. RefSeq names its product neuronal acetylcholine receptor subunit alpha-10-like. NCBI's taxonomy places the organism in Eukaryota, Metazoa, Mollusca, Gastropoda, Lepetellida, Haliotidae. Gene Ontology annotation, molecular function: neurotransmitter receptor activity; extracellular ligand-gated monoatomic ion channel activity; transmembrane signaling receptor activity. Bases 215 to 1438 code for a protein of 407 amino acids. Gene Ontology annotation, cellular component: synapse; neuron projection; membrane. Gene Ontology annotation, biological process: regulation of membrane potential; monoatomic ion transmembrane transport; chemical synaptic transmission. The record is from RefSeq and is a predicted model, not a curated record. The transcript has 7 exons.
AUCGUCAGUCAAUAUAACUUUCCCUAUGUUUGACGAAAGACCUCCGUCAAUUCUGAAUGCACUGUCGAUUAUCUGUUCAAGUGAGCUUGUAAAUAGGAAUGAAAUGGAAUGAAAUUUGAAUAGCUCUGUUGACGUGUUAAGUGAAGAUUAGAGAGUUGUGGGACAUCAGUGGACAGUCAGCUUCCGUGACAACUUGUUCCAACUUGGGGUGAAGAUGGCCUACCUCCUACUUCUUCUGGCGCUUCUUCUCCUUGUCACAGCAACGAGGGGAGACUACUCGAGUGAUGAAAUUGCUCUUCUGGCAUCCAUUCGAGCCAACACCAGCGUGGACGUCAGACCGAUACAGUACACUGUCGUCACGUCCACCAUCUUGCUGUUUGCUCUCAAUGAUGUGAACAUCGGUGCAGAAACCAUGUCCUUGUCCGGGGCUUUGUUGGUUCUCUGGAAUGACCCUCGACUGACGUGGGACCCGGCAUCUGCGGGAGGAAUACAGAGGAUGGUUGUCAACACCAAAUACAUCUGGAAGCCACCACUGGUCAUUGAAAAUGACAUCAACUCACCGGCUGUCCUAGGAAGCGACGGAACCCCUCUCCAAGUGUUCCCCAGCGGCGAUGUAGUAUGGUCUCCCCCCAUCUCUACGACCUCCAGCUGCUCUGCAGACAUAACGUACUACCCCUAUGACAAGCAGACAUGUUCUCUGACGCUGGUUGGCUGGAGUUACACCACGGAUGAGGUAGACCUCCUCACUGACCCAAACAGUCCGUUCGACAUGAAGUAUUUCACCGGUAAUGGAGAGUGGCAAAUGUUGGGCACUGGAUAUGAAUACACUAACGUGACCCAGGGCGUUAUGACAUUCCGGAAACUGGUGUUCAAGGUAACUGUCCGUCGAAAAUGGCAGUUCUAUGGCCUGAACAUCAUGCUGCCCCUUAUCCUCAACUCCAUCUUAAUGAUGGUGGUGUUUGCCUUGCCGAUAGAGUCUGGGGAGAAGAUGGGGUACUGUCUGACUGUCCUCCUGUCCUACAUCGUCCUGCUGACUAUGAUAGCUGCCAACCUGCCGCCCAUAUCCAGUCAGACGUCUAUCAUCCAGGUGUACCUGUCCGUGGUCAUGUGUGUAGGCACUGCAGGCACACUCUGCACUAUCGUCGUUCUCCGCCUGUAUCACCAGGAUGAGGCCAAACCAGUUCCAGCGUGGCUGCAGAAGGUCACCCAGUCCUUCCUGUCUCCCCUGGCGUGCAUCACCUGCACGUCAAACAGAGUGGUGUCCCCUCUCGGAAAGGACUUGCCCGAAUGUACAGAGAAGAUAACAUCUCCUCAACGAGGGUCUAGUGCAAAAGAGAUUGCUCACAUACUGGACAAAUUUCUCUUCCGUAUUUUCGGAACCUUCAUGUCCGUCAUAACGAUUGGGUUCGUUUUGUCCCUUAUGACAAAUUAUUUAUGACAUGGUAAUGUGCCACUUUCUGUACACUUCUUGUGGAUGUAGAUCUGUUCCGUUCUGGUGAGAAAGAAGUGUGCACCAGUGCAUGUGGCAUUCCGCCUGAAACAGUGGACUCUACUCCAGGAACACAUCAAUGGUGGCAUAGUCGUACCCCUCGCCACAGGCAGGUCUCACUAUCGUCAGAACACGUUGAACUACAGGCAGUUGAACACUACUCAGAAUGUUAACAUAGUUGAUUCUGUGUAUUUGAUUUAUUGGUUUAUUUGUUUCAUUAAUUCAACUCAA